UAUUGUUAUUGUUUACAAAAUUAUCUUACCCACGAAAUUGUUAAAUACCUUAACAUUAAACUAUAUUUCUUGACUUUGCAUUGGUCUAUAAAACAUAUUGAUUUUUACAAGAGCUUGUUGUGCAAGAAUUGAUAUAAUUCUGGUAAUAAAAGAAUGAGGCUUGAAGACAGAUCGAUCAGUGAUUAUAAUUAUGAAUAAAGAAAAUAAUAGAACUGCAGCUGGUCUGCGGCGUUCUGCAGUUGCUGAAAGAAUAAAACUUAGAGAGGAGUGGUCAGCUCUGAAAGGAAAUGACAAAGAGUCAAAUAUCAGAAAGAAACAUACUAAUAUAUUGAAGAAGAAACAAGAUAACAACAUUGCAAAGGAUACAUAUGUGGCCCAUAUAAUUGAUACCAACAUUGGUGCUGUUAAUCGUAGAGUGACACGUGGUACAGCAAGUACCAGUUAUGAGGCUCUGCGCGGUGUGGUUGCGCUGGUGGAUGUGGGGGCGGGGAGCCGGGCGCUGGCGUUGCGGGCAGCUCUGAGCGCACUCGGUGCCACCGUCGUGCCCGCCUGGAACCACCUCGUCACACACUUAGUGUGGUCACAUGAUGGAUGCCGCAACGUGCGUGGUCGUGCGCGUGCGCUGGCGUGCCGCGUGGUGUCUCCGCUGUGGGUGGAGGCGUGCGCGGCGAGCGGCCGUCGUCUGCCCGAGGACACCUUCCCCGCACCCUCGCGACCCUCCGACCUGCCAUCACCUAGGACUUUGAGGAUCAUGCUGAAAAAAGCUGAAAUGGAGAACAUUAGCUUAGCGGCGUUGCUAUCGGACAGUACAGAAGAUGACGACUCUAAGAAGCUAACACUUCGCAUGUCCAGCGAAUCUGACACGUCAAACACGUCGGCUAACACGUCAGCAAACACGUCGCGUGACACAUCACAUAACAAAACUGAGACGCGAGUCAACACAGCGCCGCGACGUCCUCCAACAUCUAUAAAAACACAACCGCCCAAGAAAUCUAAAAGAAAAUUAUUUACACAGAAGGACCCAGAUCUAACAAAAGGCAGUGCUAUUGAUUCAGAUGCGGACCGUACACCAGCUCGAGCAAAGCAGUUGACAUAUGAAGAGAGACGAGAACUGGCGCGUGCAGGCAGACUGGCGCGCAGGCUGCUGCGUGCGCGCUCAGACACGCCCGCACGACAUGCGCACGCGCACGCCACCGACACGCACACGUACAGAGUGGUAUUAACAGGUAUGUCUAGAUCAGAACGACAAGCAGCUCACAACGCAAUACGUGCGUUAAAUGGACGCAUACAGAAACAAGUCAAUAAAUCAACCACACAUGUUCUAUUAGGUUCAUGUAAACAGGACUCCAUACAAAAUAAUUUAAACACAACGAAUAUGACAAAUAGGGUAAAUGAAAAACAAAAUAUAAUAAAUUUUAUUUACAAUCAUAAGGCAACGAAAACAAAUAUAUCUGGAUUAAAAAAUAUAACAAGUGAAAUGACUAGAAUUGACAAUAUGGCGGAAGCUGUCAAUGUUAACAAAAUGGCGGGAAUUGACAAGAUGGCGUCAUGUAUGACACAAGUUGACGUCACAAACGUUGACAAUCCAACAAUUGAUACUAUUGGAGUUAGAACAGAUAAAUUAAGGACAGUAAACGCUUUGUUGGGCGCAGCUAGAGGUUGCCGAGUUUUGUACGCUAAAUGGGCGCUAGAUUCAUUGGAAGCAAAGCAAUGGUUACAUCAUUAUGGUUAUGAAGUACCGCAUCUUAGGAAGAUAGCUAUGAAAGCGCGUGUAGAAAGGCAGGCUUUGGGGAGAAUGCGCUCCGAAUAUGCGUAUGACGUAUUUAACGGUAUGCGGGUGCGGAUUUCGCCCAACGCCGACCAGAGAGACGCCAUUGUACAACUCCUGUCACUUUGUGGCGCUGUUGUACAAGAUGGCGGCGGCGUACAAAAUGGCGGGGAUGCACAGAAUGGUCGCGAUUAUGAUAUCAUUAUAGGAGUUUCAGAGAAUGAAGUUAGCUCCAAAUGGGUAUUCGACAGUGUCGCCGCGGCCAGAAUGAGAACAACAAGGAAGUAUACCAACAAAAUAAUUCCAGAAAGUUCUGAAUCUCUUACUCAGUAAUACACUCGAAGAUUUUUUAGAUUGUUUUACCUAUUUUGUUAUUUAUAUAUUUUUGUUGAUUUACAUAUGUUGUUUGUAGUUUUGCAGAUCUGAUAUUUAAGAUGACUGAUGAAAUCAAACACAACUAUAUUGAAAA
This is a messenger RNA of Papilio xuthus (Asian swallowtail), 2237 nucleotides long. RefSeq lists its product as uncharacterized. Lineage: Eukaryota; Metazoa; Arthropoda; Insecta; Lepidoptera; Papilionidae. Gene Ontology annotation, biological process: mitotic cell cycle. The transcript is spliced from 10 exons. The record is from RefSeq and is a predicted model, not a curated record. The coding region runs from base 191 to 2101 and encodes 636 amino acids.